Habropoda laboriosa is the source of this 849-nucleotide messenger RNA. RefSeq lists its product as uncharacterized. The record is from RefSeq and is a predicted model, not a curated record. Bases 1 to 849 code for a protein of 282 amino acids. NCBI's taxonomy places the organism in Eukaryota, Metazoa, Arthropoda, Insecta, Hymenoptera, Apidae. The transcript has 5 exons.
AUGGAAGAUCAAGAACUAAUUGCAUUAAAAGAUUUAAGAGAUAAGCUCCUUGUAAAAGCAAGCAAUUUACUUGAAAAAUUAAACAAGCAGGAAGGAAGUGAUCAACAAUCUGUUAAACUGAAAUUACCUGAUACAAUAACAAAUAAUAAUAACAAAAAAGAAAUGUUGCCAGAAUACGAUAUACUAUAUAAAGUUUCUCAACAAAUCACUGGCAUAACAUUUGAAAAUACUGAAAGAGAAUGGUUACACAAUAACAUUUAUCAAUAUACAACUACUUUGGUAACAAAAGUUUUACAAAUCUACGUAGUAUUACAAGUGAAGUUGGAGGGAGAAAUAGAGUUUGAAAUUGACGAUAUAACAUGUCAUUUUAUACAUAUUGACAAAUGUUAUAUGUUGGAGAUUGGUACAUGGGUACAAAAGAUCACUAAAAUGAAAAAUUUUUCACUUCUUACUUCUGCAAUCUCACAAUAUAAUGAGCAAAAUGUGUUGAGACAAAGGCUGCUAAAUAAAUUAAAAAUUGAAAAAUAUGCAAGCUAUGAACAAUGUACCGAUAAAAAUGGUGGAAUUGUUAUACAUAUUCAUUCACCUAACAAUUUGCAGAAAAUAUAUUUGAUAUUUCACUGGUCAUUAAUGUUUUUAGAACGUACUUGGCACAUUGAACACCAUUUUCUCAUAAACCCUACCGAAGCAGAAACCACAUUUGCAAAAAACAAUCGAAAUUUAUUAGAACAGUUUUGCGAAGCAAGUCUUUCAAAACAGAAUCUUAUUGUUUUAUGGAGUCAACUCUGUUCUGCUAUUAAUUCAUACGAAGGUAAUACUUCAUCUGAAAUAGACUACAGUGAGGAGUAA